GAUUAAAUAUUCAUAGCCCAUGCCCCACGCCUACCCACGUGUAAAGAAAAUGGCGUCCAACAGCAGGAGAUCAUCAGGCGCUGGGAGCAGUCGUAGGAGUACAAACGGGAUGCGAGAGAGGGCGUCUAUCCAGUACAGAGAUGGGGAAAUGACUAACGCACACAGACACUUCCUACAGAGCCUCAUGUCAAAGAGGAUCAUGACCAAGAGAGAGGCAAAGAAAACUGCCUCUGAUUCACAUCGACUUUACAAUGAAGAGAGCUCUGGUGAGGGUCCAUUAUUUACAGAGUUUGUUCAAACAAUCAACGCUAAACUUGAGAGCCUUGGUUUUAAAAUCGGGAUGAGUAAAGUGGAGCACGACGGCUCGGAGUGGGUUGGGUUUGCAAACACUAGCAGUACUGGAGGAGGUGAUGUGAUCCAAAAGGCAUCAGGACUGGGACUAGCUGAACUGGAGUUCUUCCGUACCUGUCUGCAGCAGAUGGUAACAGAAGAAAAUAAUGGCGUUGCUUCCAGCAGUGCUCUACUGGCUAAACUGAAUACACUUCAACGUAAAAUGACAGGAAAAGCAGCACAAGAUUUACUAGUAUCACUGACCAAGGACCACUGGUUUUUUGAGAUAUCCAGAGGUCAUUAUUGUAUGGGUCCAAGGUGUUUCAUUGAGCUUCUUCCAUUUCUUCCUGAAAUAGUUGGGGAAUCCAUUGAGGAAUGUAGGCUUUGCUCCAAUCGUGUUGUCAUGGGGGACAGGUGUUUGGGAUGUGAUACUAAACUACACACGUAUUGUAUUGUGCAGCUAUCAAGGAGAGGUCAAGUUAAAUGCCCACAGUGUCAUGAAGAAUGGGAAGGAGAAAUACCAACAUUGGAAUGAUAAAAACAAUAAUAAACAAAAUCAAACAAUAACAACAUUGAAAUUAUUACACAUUUACAUCACUUAUUUAUGACUGUAUGAUUACCACAACAAUUAAAAUUAUUAAAA
Amphimedon queenslandica is the source of this 973-nucleotide messenger RNA. RefSeq names its product non-structural maintenance of chromosomes element 1 homolog. NCBI's taxonomy places the organism in Eukaryota, Metazoa, Porifera, Demospongiae, Haplosclerida, Niphatidae. Gene Ontology annotation, cellular component: nucleus; Smc5-Smc6 complex. Gene Ontology annotation, molecular function: ubiquitin-protein transferase activity. Gene Ontology annotation, biological process: double-strand break repair via homologous recombination. Bases 20 to 865 code for a protein of 281 amino acids. The record is from RefSeq and is a predicted model, not a curated record. The transcript has 6 exons.